Messenger RNA from Lucilia cuprina (Australian sheep blowfly), 1494 nucleotides. It is a transcript of the gene TkR86C, whose product is annotated as tachykinin-like peptides receptor 86C. The transcript is spliced from 7 exons. Gene Ontology annotation, cellular component: plasma membrane. The record is from RefSeq and is a predicted model, not a curated record. The coding region runs from base 1 to 1239 and encodes 412 amino acids. Gene Ontology annotation, biological process: G protein-coupled receptor signaling pathway. Gene Ontology annotation, molecular function: tachykinin receptor activity; neuropeptide Y receptor activity. Lineage: Eukaryota; Metazoa; Arthropoda; Insecta; Diptera; Calliphoridae.
AUGGUACUUUUACAUGGCUACUCUCUAUAUUUAAGUUUCUCACAAAAUUCUUCAUUAAUUUUAAAUUUUAUUAUAUUUUUUGUAGGUCAUCGCAGUAUGCGCACAGCAACAAAUUAUUUUCUACUAAAUCUGAGUAUCGCCGACUUGCUAAUGUCUUCAUUAAAUUGCAUGUUCAAUUUUAUAUUCAUGCUGAAUUCGGACUGGCCAUUUGGUACGAUUUAUUGUACCAUUAAUAAUUUUAUGGCAAAUGUAACGGUAUCAACAUCCGUUUUCACCUUAGUAGCCAUAUCGUUUGAUAGAUACAUAGCCAUCGUUCAUCCUUUGAAACGUAGAACAUCGAGGAGAAAGGUUCGCAUCAUUUUGGCCUUAAUAUGGUUGUUCAGUUGUAUUUUAUCGGCGCCAUGUCUGCUCUAUUCAAAUACCAUGACAAAAAGAUAUUACAAUGGAAAACAACGUACUGUUUGUUAUAUGCUAUGGCCGGAUGGUCGUUAUCCCACAUCUAUACUAGAUUAUUGCUAUAACAUCAUAAUACUGGUCAUAACAUACGGCAUACCAAUGGUUGUAAUGUUAAUAUGUUAUUCUCUUAUGGGACGUGUAUUAUGGGGUAGUCGUUCGAUUGGUGAAACCACUGAACGGCAAAUGGAAUCGACGAAAUCAAAACGAAAAGUCGUUCGCAUGUUUAUAGCGAUUGUUUCAAUAUUUGCAAUAUGUUGGUUACCCUAUCAUUUGUUCUUUAUCUAUGCAUAUCACAAUAAUCAGGUGACAUCGGCGAAGUACGUGCAACAUAUGUAUUUGGGUUUUUACUGGUUGGCCAUGUCGAAUGCCAUGGUGAAUCCCAUUAUAUAUUAUUGGAUGAACAAGAGAUUUCGUUUGUAUUUUCAAAAAAUCAUAUGUUGUUGUUGGCACAAAUCGUCUAGUAAGUUAAAUUCACCACGCAGCCGUUUGACUUUAAAUAAGAAUUCAUCAAAUAAUUUAACAAGAGUUGAACGCAAACCCUAUUGGAAACGCAGCACGAUCGAAACUCAAAUACAAGUGGCAAACUCUUCAUUGCGUGACCGACAGUCAAAUCAUUUGGGCACCACCUGUAAUCUAAUACGACACGAUAGUGCACCCGAAAAACAUCGAACGGACAGUGAAGGUUCACCCUUAUGCAUAUCCAUACACAAUGGCAUCGAAAGGCAAAAGGUUAAAAUCAAAUAUAUAUCAUGUGAUGAAGACAAUAAUCCCAUAGAAUCAUAAAUAGUUUUUGUUUUUCUUAAUAAAUUUGAUUUUUUUUUUCUUUUCCUCUAAGAAAAGAACCAACUUCCUGUUGUUAUUAAGUAAAAUGUAAAUUAUAUAGUUUAAAUUUUUAAUAACAUUAAAAAAACAGAAAGUGUUGUAAUAAAAUUACAUCGAAAAUACAAUUUUCUACAAAAAAAAAAAACAUAAAACAAAAACUUUACUAUAAAAAAUUUAAGGUUUCUGUAACAUUUUAUUCUACUAUUGUCAACAAAA